This is a messenger RNA of Laccaria bicolor S238N-H82, 834 nucleotides long. RefSeq lists its product as uncharacterized. Bases 1 to 834 code for a protein of 277 amino acids. The transcript has 2 exons. Lineage: Eukaryota; Fungi; Basidiomycota; Agaricomycetes; Agaricales; Hydnangiaceae. The record is from RefSeq and is a predicted model, not a curated record.
AUGGCUAACCCUGAAGGCUCCAAUGCCAAACAACCCACACUACAGAACCCGAUCAAUGACACAACAACAACACCCACCCCGAACUCCAACCCAUUCCCCCUCCCACCCUGGUACACCAAAAGUGCGCACUUUGUCCGACAAUGGUGGCCCAGCCUACCAAACAUCCCACGCAUAGGGUCCACAGUUGUCUUAUUGGCGGAACACAACCAAGUGAGCCAUCGUCUGCACUUUGUGCUCGCGCAACAUUAUUUUCGGGUGCUGGUCAAUCACGUUGAGUGGGAUAACUAUAAUUUGUACAGGACUGCUUCUGGGCUUGGGGUGAACAGCGUGACCCCUCCUCCUCUUCGCCCUUCCUCUUCCUCCUCUUCUGGAUCCCAACUUCAGUCCCUCACCACAUCCACAUCCACAUCCACAUCCACCACAUCGUUGAGCACCCCCACACAAAUAGUGCAAGACGACGGACCGAUGCACCUCUGGUACAUCAGCAUGCCAUUCGAAGUGAUCGUUGGUACAAUGUUGGUGGCUGUUGAUUUUGAACAUGCCGUUUGGAUUGAGUAUGUUGAGGGUGGGGAUGUGGAUAGGGCAGAUGAGGGAGAGAAGUUGUUGAGGUUUGUGGUGUUUCCUGCGUUUAGGGAUGAGUGGGAGUGUGAGAGGGAUUUGAGGGCGGGUCGGGCAAGUGGGGAAGGGGGAGGAGGAAGAGGUGAAGUAAGGACGCUGGAGGUUCCUGAGGAGUUGAAUUUGAGUGUGGUUGAGACGAUUAAUCUUGAUCAGAGUCAGGGAGUGGUUACCCUUUCGGAUAGGGAUGGGAGGAUCUUUAUCUUGUGUUAUGAGUAA